This is a messenger RNA of Truncatella angustata, 1631 nucleotides long. RefSeq lists its product as uncharacterized. The record is from RefSeq and is a predicted model, not a curated record. The transcript has a single exon. The coding region runs from base 325 to 1377 and encodes 350 amino acids. Lineage: Eukaryota; Fungi; Ascomycota; Sordariomycetes; Amphisphaeriales; Sporocadaceae.
AUCUAAUUGGGGGGCCCACGUCGCGAUCAAUCCUGCCAUGGGAACAUAUAUAUGCAUGCGACCACACGAUCCCUAAUAGCCUUGACACGUGUCUGAGUUCUUGAGGCCUGGAGCAUAUGUGACCGGCUGCAGGUGAAUGCACUCGCCAUUUUAAUAUCUGUCGCAAAAAAUGGUAAGGCUCCGGAAGCUCAUGCAUGGUAGAGAGUACCUCGGAACCAUGCAGAAUCAUGACCAGUACUCAAGCGAAGAUAUAUGGGAGCGGCUGGCGUUUCACCUCUUGCCAGUCAUUUUCAACACACAUAUUAUCGUUAGUAAAAGCCCGUCAUGCCAACGCUUCGUGGCGAUUCCCAAAUUCCUAGGGUACUUGCAGCAAGUGUCGCUCAGAGACAAGAUGUUACUCCGCAUUAUGUCACUCUUACAAUUGCACGGGUAUCAACCACUGUCUACACAACAAUACUUCUAGGAUACGUACCCACAACAAGCCAGACUUUACCACAGGAAACUUCAGAAAGUUCCGGGGAUAAUGUUACAUCUUCCGAUAGAUCUGAUAGGCAACUGCAAACAGCCCUUAUCGUGUUUGCCAUUUUGGUUAGCGUCUUCGGUGCAAUCAUCAUAUGGUGGAUGUGCUGCAGGACUGGACAAAGACGCCGAAGUAGAGAUAGCCUAUUCACUUGUUGCAUGGGUCCUCCUGGGCGUCGUGGCAAACGAGGACAUCGUGGACCAAACGGUAAUAAUGGCGUGAAUGGGCAAAAUGGGCAAAAUGGGCAAAAUGGCCCACCAGGACCGGCCGGCGCUGAGGGCCGACAGGGCCCUCGAGGAGAUCCCGGGCAACCUGGCCGGGACGGUCAGCCAGGACGAGAUGGACAACCAGGGCGAGAUGGACAGUCAGGACGAGAUGGGCAGCCGGGACGAGACGGAAGGCCAGGUCCGAUUGGUCCAGACGGACAGCCAGGUCGAGAUGGUCGACCCGGAGAUAGAGGCCUGACGGGUCUUCAAGGACUUACAGGGCUUCAAGGUAAUGUUGGUAGAGACGGGAGAGACGGGAGAGACGGACAAGUUGGGCGCGAAGGGCCAAUUGGUCCUCAAGGCAGAGUGGGCGAGCGAGGGGCAGCAGGACCAUCAGGACCAGCGGGACUGCCAGGACCAUCGGGACCAUGCGGACCACCAGGGUCACCCGGACCAUCAGGACCAUCGGGACCACGAGGCUCAUCAGGACCAUGCGGACCACCAGGGUCACCCGGACCAUCAGGACCAUCGGGACCACGAGGCUCAUCAGGACCACCAGGUUCACCUGGACCAUUAGGACCAGCAGGACCCCAAUGUCCUGCUGGUGCUGUGGUCAGAGAUGAGAGACAAAUUGUCGUGAUGAUGCGAUAAGAAGCGAUGUGCUUCAAGUCUUCGCGGGCAAGCAUUUGAUGCUGCGCUUUAGCAAGACGCCCAAUGCCAUAUAUCUUGUUCCCGAAGUCAUAAGUUGGCUGAAAUACACAAACACCCUUCUCUCUAGUCCGAUGCUCACCAUCUCUUCUCGGACCAAACAGGAGGCGUUCGCUAUUGUUCUAGUCGGAGCGAAUAGCGAAGACUACUUUUUCUUCUUUCUUUUUUCUUCGAUAAUAAAGGCCGGGUAUUCGGGG